AUGCGCCUGCAACUCCAGAUUCUUCGACAUGCGCUCCCACCCGUCAACAUAAUCCACACCACUGGCACCGGACCGACCUCUCACACAAGAUCUCGAGACUGUACAAUUGCAGCCCUGCUCCAAGAUGUGAACGAUCUGGUUCCCCUCGAAUCCUUCGACGGAGAAUGGGGCUUGGAGGACUACGUCGUCGAAGUUGCCGCGACCGCAGACCAACAGACAGCGUAUGAAUGCUUGCACUUCCAAACCUGCGAGGCUGUGUUGAGAGAUGAUGACGAGGUCAUCAUACGAGCUUUGAGCACUGAGGAUCUACGGGUCAGGAGACUAGGUGGCAGACAUCAGAUUACAAGUGACGGAAGACAUCUAGUUGAUGGUAUUACGUUUGGGAAACAAUGGUUACGGAGGACUGGUAGACCGGGUGUCACCAUUCCACCAAGGAAGAGGCGGAGACUGGAGAUUGAAGACCCUGCCAUUGACGAAGACUCAAAUCUCGCUCUCCUUUCGAUCGGACCAUACCCUGAUCACCAGACGGAACUGCACGCGAUUGAAGGCGUUGAUGAUGAGGAUGAAGACGAUGAGGACGACGAGGAUUUUGUUGAUGGCGAGAGUCACAGUGACAAUAGCGAAGAAGAUGAUGAAGGAGUAUCAAUAACCGAGGAAAAUAAUUUACAAAUCGCCAUUCGACAGGACUUUGACGAUGCUGAUAUUCCCGCAGAGCCCGACUUCGGCGAGAUUCUCGACUCCCCGGAGCACUUUCGAUUUUUCCUUCAGGAAAUUCUAAAGGAUAACAAGAGACGCUCAAAGACAUCCACGCAAGGUCAAUCCAAUCGCAAAAGGGCUGCAGACGAUUCCUACGAAAGCCCCGACCUUCUCCCAGACGAUGUUCGUCAGCUUUUCGAGAAAAUUGUAAAGAACAACGAGCAGCGAGCCAUUGAAGAUGGCUUACGACUCAUGCAUGCAUUGAGAAUGGUUGACAAUGUCGGAAGUCCUCCCUAUGACCUGCAUCCUCGUCUAAAAAAGGCGGUGGGUGCGGCGGCUGAAAUUUGGCGAAAACGUGCCGAGGACAUCUCGAUUGAAGUUCUCGGUGAUGCCUCCAGUAAGAUCUGUCUUCUUGAGCAAGAGGUUCUCAACAGUGACGGGAAGAGUUCAAAGGUCGCUCCAGCCCACCUCAAGCGAAAAAGAGCUGAGGACGAUGACGGUGACGAAGUCCGAGAUGAAACCUUCGAAGGAUUCUCGACUCCAGUGAAGGGCGCUCGCAACCUGUUCACAUCUGAUACCGAUAAGACCGAUGAUACGAACGAUUCAGAUUUUGUCAUAGACACACCGAUUCUGUCGGAUGCAACUUCAAAUUCCACAUCGUCUGAGUCUUCUUCAGAUUCAGAGUCAGAGGGUGACAACAUCCUCAGAAUUGUUGAAGAGAAGGAAAAUGAUUCUACAUCCCCGGAUGACUCCUCGGACUCAGGAAUAUCGUCUGACUCUGAGUCUGAGUCUGAAGAUGAAGCUGAUGAUACCAAGGAAGACCUUCAAGCAAUUGAACAUGCAAAAGAGCGUGCUUUGAGGCUUAUGAGAUCUCAUGGUGGCGACUCAUCAACUAGUUCAGAGUUGAGCUCUGAAGAAGAGGAGAUGGUACGUGAAAAAGAUGAGGACGAUUCAUCAAGUUCGAGAUCUGAUUCUAGUUCUGCCAGUAGUGAUUCCGUGUUGGAUGCUUCUUCUGAUCGGGAUCUGGAAGGGGGAGACCACAAGAACGCAGAGCCGGCACCAGCACUGGUUCCUAGAUCAAUUGCACCCACAUUGCCUGAGUUAUCAGCGAACCGCAUACCGGCGCCAAAGUCUACAGGGUCAGCACCGGGAGAAGGGAGUGCAAGGACUCAUCGCAAUAAUGAUCGAGGCAAAAGAAGACGACGUCUCAUGGCGCUUAAGAAGCAAGGAAUACUACCAGAGAACGCAGAUCUCAAAUCGCUUACAGAAUACGAAGAGGGAGGAAUUGUCGUUCCUGCACUAGUCAAUCUCAUUGAGCCUACAAUUCCAAAAAACGAACCGGACAACCUUCAAGCAGCUGGUCAAAGUCAAAGUAUGGUAGUUGAACAGGUGGCUCCUGUCAACCAGCCCAGCUCUGUAAGCGAAACUAUUGCGACACAGGUGGCUUCGACCGAUGCUGCACGACAGGUAUCCUCGGAGACUGUCGAUACUCGGCCGUCUAGCGAUCCGUCUCCUCGACGAACCAAGCUUGACCUAGCAAGCUCUCGAAGAAUGGUAUUCUCAGCCCUUGGAGUCAGAACUCCAAAGGACAAAGCUGCUGAAGCGGCUUUGAGAGAGAAACUGUCUAAAACAAAUCGUCCACUCAAGUAUGCACACAAUCCAAAUUCGCUACAGCUGGGCGACCAGACCAACGUGCAGGAGGGUGACAAAGCAACGACAGGGAACUUGAGCUCUUGGGAGGACAAGUUGAUUGUCUCUGCAGUCGAGUGCGAGCGCGAUGGAUGGAAGCUACCACCGCCUCCAUUCCCAUUCCAGCAGGGAUGGGCUAAAGGUGAUUUUGGAGGCAAGGGCAAAAACAAGCGUCAGGCUCGGGACGACCGUCAAUACUAUCAUGGCUCAAAUAACGAGACUGGUAUUGUUGAGGUUGUUUCAACAUUGAAUUAUGACGACGAACCUCAGAUGGCAGACACAGUACAAGCCUCUGCCGCUUUGUCCUGCGGUGAUGUAUCAGUCCCUACCGAAUUCGACAGCCUACAAAACCUUGAGCGAGACCAUCUCGUUCAAGGCGCGGUCAUUGCAUACAAAGAAUUACAAAUGGAUCACACAACCAAUUAUCAACCAACAGUAUCCACUUAUAAGGUCGGCAGAGUCGAGCAGGUGGAACCAGGUGAUACUGUUCGACUUCUCCUUGCGAAACAAUUCUGGGAGGGGCUAUCCACGCUAUAUGAUGAGAAUACUGGAGAACGAAUCCUCGGCAAGUUUGCGAUAAGCGCAGAUGACAUCGAUGAUACACCAGAUGACGGCAUACGCGAAGUACAAUUUGGCGACAUGAUAUCUCCCAAACUGGUCCAAGCCUCCACGAUGGAAGUGCCAAAGAGUAGACUGGCCCCAGAACUUCGGGGCGGGCAUUUAGAAGACGCACUUGGGGCGACGACCUGUUCUCAGACUGAUGUGAUUCCAGAAAGUGCAGAACCUCUUGCCAUUUUGCCCAAUAAAGCCAACUCGGAACUCCUGCUUGAACAGGUUGAGAUAACGACGCCUCGUCGAAAUGAGAUUACAACAAUAAUCAAGGAAGCUGGAUUCGAUUCUGUUUUGGACGAGCAAUUGCUUCGACCUAUACAAAACCCUUCCGAUGCUGAUGGCAAGACAGAGGCUGUGAGCGAACCCCUAUCCCAAAGUCAAGGGGACGUGGCACAUCGAUUUCGACAUGGGUCGCCACGUGUGUACCAAAGUUCCUUCCAGGACAUCUCCUCAGAGAUUGACCCAGCUGUCGAGGCAUCUGCUUUCAGCCAAGACACCGGCAACAUUUUCCCGUCCGAGCCAGAUCAAGAGUCAUCACCUUACAUGCCGACUCAAGGGACGGUUGAAUAUCCACAUAUUUCACAAAUCGAAAUCAACUCGUCGGACCGUGUCAAAGGUACGAAUAGCAGCUCGCACCAAGAUGCGCAGAGAAUCUCACCAGCUCCACUAGUUGAUAUCUCCUUCACCAUUUCAGAUCACGACAAGGCACGUAGUGCGGCCGGGGACUCUGAACAGGAUGAGGGGGUAGACGAAGUUAGGGCAGAUCUGAGCCAAGAUCAUGAAGAGACACAUUCGAUAACUUCAGAAGUGCCUCGAUCGCCAUCUCAAGACGUUGAAGGCGAGACCGAUCGUUCACCUGUUCCUCCUGCCCAACCAGAAUCUUUUUUAGGCGGUCGUGGGUACGAUGGAGAAGACUCCUCGUACCAAGAUGAUGGAUUCGCCAAUGAAGAUAGUGAUGGGUUACCGUCAAUCCGGGAACUGACAUCGAGUCAACAGAAUCGAAAGUCCACCAGAUCUUCGGUUGUGGUUGAGGUUCCUAUCAAGAAGUCCCCACAGCCAAUUAGAGCGACGACACGCAGAUUGAAGAGUGAGAGACGAUCGAUGCCUAGCAAGAGUCCUGAGAUAAUGGGAUUACCAAGUCUGCCAGCAAUCAAGUCGUCAGAAAGCCAAGGCGUGCUUAUGAUGUCUCAAAUUCCAACAACAUCACAAUUCAUUGACCUCACGCAAUCAAGCCCUUCAAAGGAUGACGACGAUGAUCAUGAUUUCGAGGCACCUUCGAAAAGCCAGGCCAAUGGGAAGAACAAGGCAAGCUCUAAAGUCACCAAGCGAGCUUUGGGAAUAGGAAACCGAAGACUCUUGACGAAAAAGAGGAGCUACUUCUAA
Messenger RNA from Exophiala bonariae, 4380 nucleotides. RefSeq lists its product as uncharacterized. The coding region runs from base 1 to 4380 and encodes 1459 amino acids. The transcript has a single exon. The record is from RefSeq and is a predicted model, not a curated record. Lineage: Eukaryota; Fungi; Ascomycota; Eurotiomycetes; Chaetothyriales; Herpotrichiellaceae.